This is a messenger RNA of Cetraspora pellucida, 975 nucleotides long. Lineage: Eukaryota; Fungi; Glomeromycota; Glomeromycetes; Diversisporales; Gigasporaceae. The record is from the annotation of a GenBank genome assembly.
AUGUCUCAACUUUUUCGUUCAGCGUGCCAAUUCUCUAGACCAUUCUUUACUCAAGACUUCCUUCGCCCUUUAAUUGUGUCUAAUGCUUUCUCCACUUCAUCAUCUCGAGAAAUCCAAAACAUCACCGUUUAUGGUUCUGGUUUAAUGGGUGCAGGCAUUGUACAAGUAGCAGCACAAAAUGGAUUCAAGGUUACUAUGGUAGAUAUCAAGGAAUCCCUUAUAGAAAAGGGAAUAAAUACCAUCAAAUCCACCCUUAAAAAACAAUUCAAGGAUGAUGAAAACAAACAAAAAGAAGUAAUUGAGUCUACUUUAUCGAACAUACAAACUAGUACUGAUAUUUCUAAAGGUGCAAAAGAUGCAGAUUUGAUAAUUGAAGCCAUCGUAGAGAAUAUUCAAACAAAACAUGAUUUAUUUAGAAAUUUGGACAAUAUUGCACCCCAAUCUACUAUAUUUGCAUCAAAUACUUCAAGUUUACCAAUUAUAGAAAUUGCAAAUGCAACAAAAAGAGGGGAUAAAUUUGCUGGUUUGCAUUUUUUCAAUCCUGUUCCAAGAAUGAAGUUAGUGGAAGUUAUUAAAACUGAAAAGACUAGUGAUGAGACAUAUGAAAGUUUGAUGGAAGUUUCAAAGAAAAUGCAGAAAACACCGGUAACAUGCAAGGAUACUCCUGGAUUUAUUGUCAAUCGUCUUCUUGUUCCUUACUUAAUGGAAGCAGUUCGUCUUUAUGAACGUGGUGAUGCCACGUCCAAAGACAUUGAUACUGCCAUGAAGUUGGGAGCUGGUAUGCCAAUGGGACCUUUUGAAUUAUCUGAUUUUGUUGGAUUGGAUACGCUCAAAUCUAUUGUCGAUGGUUGGAAAGAAAAGAAAAGUGUUGAUGCUAACCUUGUUGCAUCGUGUAAAGUAUUGGAUAAUCUUGUUAGGGAAGGAAAGCUUGGACGCAAAAGUGGCGAAGGCUUCUAUAAAUACCCUUCUAAAUAA